UCGCCAUCAAAUGAGGCGGAACCACCUUCUGCAUACCGACCAUUCACGAAAGCUGAACGUAUACAACAGCUGAACGACAUUGACAAGAGCAUUACACAACUCCUGCAAUCCGCUGGUCUGGCUCUCAAGACCCUCUCAGCCUCUCAAUCCGACUCCACCCAAACUCCCUCCGCGCGCCGAGAAGCCUUCGAAAAUGCCUCGAAUUCCUACCUGAAAACUCUGCAGAAGGUGGAUAUAGGAUUGAAGCGGCAGAUCUAUGGACUGGAAGAGUCAAAUAUAAUUCCCCCCGAAAAGGCGAAGAGAGGCAGGGAUGGGCAAGAUGGCAGUGGUAUGGGCGGUUUGAGGUCUGCUGCAGCUCCAGCAGAACCUCCUUCUGGAGAGAGUGGCAUGGGUAGGCUCGACAUCGGAUGGCUCAAUAGCAGAAGCGGUCGAGUUGGGAGGGAUAUGGAAGCAGAGUUAUGGGACAAGGCAAAGGUUUUCUUGGAGGAUCUGGAGAGGGGCAAUAGCAAU
Mollisia scopiformis is the source of this 510-nucleotide messenger RNA. RefSeq lists its product as uncharacterized. The transcript is spliced from 2 exons. The record is from RefSeq and is a predicted model, not a curated record. Gene Ontology annotation, biological process: regulation of transcription by RNA polymerase II. The annotation marks the transcript as partial. Gene Ontology annotation, cellular component: mediator complex. Gene Ontology annotation, molecular function: transcription coregulator activity. NCBI's taxonomy places the organism in Eukaryota, Fungi, Ascomycota, Leotiomycetes, Helotiales, Mollisiaceae.